Molecule: messenger RNA, 2142 nt
Organism: Gasterosteus aculeatus aculeatus (three-spined stickleback)
Lineage: Eukaryota; Metazoa; Chordata; Actinopteri; Perciformes; Gasterosteidae
Gene: cdc50aa
Product: transmembrane protein 30Aa
Biological process (GO): phospholipid translocation
Cellular component (GO): endoplasmic reticulum; plasma membrane; Golgi apparatus
Source: RefSeq, a predicted model, not a curated record
ACAGCCACGUCUCAUCAUCCUAUUGGCUUGAACGCUUCCGGCUUCUUCUUCUAGGAUGAGAUUAACGGGACGUGCAACAUAUACGUUGCAAUGAGUACAAUAUCUGGAUUAGACUGGCGCGGAUUGCAGCCAUGAUGGCGUCGAGCUACAACGCGAAAGAGGAGGACGGACACCACCCGGGCGCGUCGAAUAACGGCGGCCCCGGGGUGGUGAAGAGUAAGAAGCCGGACAACACCGCCUUCAAACAGCAGAGACUACCGGCCUGGCAGCCCAUCCUGACGGCGGGCACCGUGCUGCCGGCUUUCUUCGUCAUCGGGCUCAUCUUCAUCCCCAUCGGCAUCGGCCUGUACGUCACUUCCAACAACAUCAAAGAGUACGAGAUUGAUUACACGGGUGCAGACCCUGGCGAUGAAUGCUACAACUGUUCCCAGAACUUCACCUGGAACAGCACGACACCGUGUGUGUGCUCCGUGCCCUUCACCUUGACGCAGCCAUUUGAGAGCAACGUCUUCAUGUACUACGGCUUAUCCAACUUCUACCAGAACCACAGACGUUAUGUGAAGUCCAGGGACGAUAGCCAGCUGAAUGGCGACAGCUCUGCUUUAAUGAACCCCAGCAAGGAAUGCGAACCGUACCGCACUAGUGGAGCACAGCCCAUCGCUCCCUGCGGCGCCAUAGCGAACAGCCUUUUUAACGAUACUCUGGAGCUGUAUUACAUUGAUUCCAACGGCACCAGCAAUGCAGUUCCUUUGGUCAAGAAGGGGAUCGCGUGGUGGACGGACAAGCACGUUAAGUUCAGGAACCCUGGUGGAAACGACAACCUUACUAUAGCUUUCCAAGGCACAUCUAAGCCGGUGAACUGGAGGAAGCCGGUGUUUGAGAUGGACACAGAUCCCGAGAACAACGGCUUCAUCAACGAGGACUUCAUCGUUUGGAUGCGCACAGCUGCGUUGCCCACCUUUCGCAAGCUCUAUCGUAUCAUCCAGAAGAAGUCCAGCAGCACCCCCACCCUAGCCAGCGGCAACUACGUCUUGAACAUCACUUACAAUUACCCCGUGCGCAGCUUUGAUGGUCGCAAGCGGAUGAUCCUGAGCACCAUCUCCUGGAUGGGAGGCAAGAACCCUUUCCUUGGCAUCGCCUACAUCACCGUGGGCUCCAUCUGCUUCUUCCUGGGUGUGGUCCUGCUCAUCAUCCACCAUAAAUACGACACCCGCAACAACAGUGCAGAUAUCCCGGGCUAAUCUGUCCGUGUAGCGCGUUUUCCUGUCUGCAUGCAUGGUUGACCCUGAAGGCGGUCUGUUCUGCGCUGCUUGUUGACUUUAGUGUGAAUACACUGGUUUCUGUUUAUUGUUGUCCGAAGAGUCUCAUCAAAAGCUGUGAUUUUGGGCAACUAAUGCAAAGAAUGAUGCUUGCGUCUGUGUCUCUGUACAUAUAGCUUUGAAUCAGCUGCUGGGAAUGUAAUUUUCCUGUGUUCAAAAAAAUGUAUUUAUCUUUUUAUCUAAAUCAUAUCAAAGUACCUUGAUUUAUUUUAGCAGUGCUUUGCGAAAUGGAUCCUUUUACUGAAGGAUGUAUGCAUUUCUAAUGCAGCUUUUGUCCAUAACAUGUACUGUAAUAUGUCCUGCUGACGAAUGUACCAUUAUAUUUUAUUGACAUACCUCUGGCUUUGCGAUUACCUUGAAUAUAGGAUGGUAAAACCAUUGCUCGUGUGACGCUGGCCACGGCGAGCACGGCUAUCGCUGAUACCGAGCAUGAAGUAUGUAACUCAUAGGAUACAAGUAGCACCACGGUUGUGGCUAUUUACCCUCUGCAGCGACUGGCUGUAUACAGAUGCUGAACCGGUCCUUAGGUUUACUUUUGAAGUCAUAAUCUGAUGCUUGUUGAUGAAACGCCAUCGCCUCAGGCAGAUAAGAGCACAAACGUGGUUUUGUUUUUACAGAGUGUUCGAUCAUCUUGUGUUCUUCAAUGUUGACCAAAUGAUAUGCACUUCAGUGUCCCAUUUGUUUGCCCCACCACCCCUCAAUUAGACUGCAUCCUGUUAUAUAAUUACAUUCUUCAUUAAAUCCAAUUCACCUGUUUUAAUUUGAAAUGUAUAGUUUUUUUUAUAAGGUUUGUAGGGCCCAAUUAAACAACCUGUUGAAUGUA